Solanum lycopersicum (tomato) is the source of this 2889-nucleotide messenger RNA. RefSeq names its product SPX domain-containing protein 4. NCBI's taxonomy places the organism in Eukaryota, Viridiplantae, Streptophyta, Magnoliopsida, Solanales, Solanaceae. The record is from RefSeq and is a predicted model, not a curated record. Gene Ontology annotation, biological process: cellular response to phosphate starvation.
GGGAAAAUUUGGCAAAUAGUUUUUAUUAUUUGGUCAUAGAUUUUUCAAAUAAUAUUUGGGGAAAAAUUUGGCAAAUAGUUUUUAUUAUUUGGUCAUAGAUUUUUUAAAUCAUAUUUGGGGGAAAAUUUGGCAAAUAGUUUUUAUUAUUUGGUCAUAGAUUUUUCAAAUAACAUUUGGGGGAAAAUUUGGCAAAUAGUUUUUAUCCAUAUAAUUUGCCAUUAUUUGGUAAAUGUUUUUGACAAAUAUCUCAAAUGCUAUAAUACUAGUUUUUUUUUUUUUUUUUUUUUAUAUAUAUAUAUUUGGGUCAAAUUUCAUUGGAAUCUUUUGAAAAUUAAAAUUUUAUAUCAAUUUUUUAUUAUUUUACAAAAAAUCAUCUAUAGUAUUUGUUUGCUUUGUACUACAUUAUUUUUUUAUGUGAAUAUCAAAGUAGUAAUGAAAUAGUCUGUGAAUAUGAAAGGAAUAAUAUGGUGGUUGAUGAAAAUGAUAAAUAAUCAUCUUAGGGUAUACUUUGUUACUUCACGAUGUAUGGAAUGAUGUCUGUUGUAUUCACUCCAAACUACCACGUUGCUUCAGUGUCAUGGACGCUACAUAUGAUAUUUGUUGCAUCAAAAAUUCAAUUGACUUAUAAUACAAAUUUAUGGUUAGUUUUGAUAGUUUUUAAAACUUAUGAAUAUAAAUAAUAUUUUUCUAAAAAAGUGAAAUAUAUUUCUCAAAUUUCUGAUUUUCUCGACGCACAAUUUCAAAUAAUGAUUUCAAAAAAUAAUAAGCACUAUAUUAAGUACUUAAAGGUUGCUAUUCUUUUAUGAGAAAAAAAUCACUAAUCAUUGAUUGACAACAAUUUUCUAAAAUAUGUGUUGUUCCUGCGUCUCUUGGGGGACAGAAUGGCUAAGCUGACAUGACACUCAACUACAAGUUGUAAUCGAAUAUUCUUUCAAAAACCAAUGGCCCAUGGCUAUGAAUUUCGCAUGUAAAAGUAAAAAUUCAUUUUUUUUAUUUAUGACUUUUAUAAACUUUUUCUGCUGUCAAGGAUUAUUGAAUAUAUAUUAACAAAUAAAGCUCAGCACAAUGAUUUCGUAAUUCUUUUACAAAUUUGUUUUUUAAUUUUAUAUUUAUUUAUGAGAUAUAUUUAUCCAUAGAUAUAAAAUAAUUUUCCUCUACUCCAUUUGUAGAACAAAGUAUUUUAAAAGGUGAGGGCGUAAGUUAAGACGUUUAAUACAUUGCGGAACAAGGCGUAAGCCAUGAGAAAUGGGACAUAUGUCCCAUGGAUUUAUGGGGCGUAGUCUUAUGUAUAUUCAAUUUUAUAGUUUUGUUAUUAUUAAUAGAAUAGGUAAAAGUAAACUUUUCAAUGAUUUGUGAUUUUUAUUUGAGAUAAGUAUCAAUAAUCAAUAAUGAAGAAAAAAACAUUACAAUUAUUAUUUGUGAAAUAGCAUUACACCAAUACUAAAAAUAUGAUUUAAAGAAAAAACAAAUUACCAAUAUUCGGGAGUAACAUUAGAAAAAAUGCUUUUGAAAACACCGUGUAAAGAUAUUAUUUUUAUCCUUAAAGAAGUAUUUUGAUGGUAAUAAUAUAAAAAGUUGGAUACAUUUAUGAUAAACUUAAAUUCUUUGUUUAAUAAAAACUUAUAAAUCUUGCUAAUUUGAGUUCCUUUGGUUGGUGGGUGAGGGAAUUGCAUAUCCUAAACUCAAAAUUGCUAAUUCUUUGUGAGAAUCUAACAUUUUUGUAAAAUUUUGAACUAUAUGUUAUUGGAUUUCAAGAACUCCAAAAAAAAGCAAAAUUCUGUUUAAAAAUCAGUGUGUUUAGACGAAUUUGUAUAAAAUCAAGCGAUUGCCGGUGAUAUGAAAUUCGGGAAAGAAUUCAGCAUCCAUUUGGAAGAAACCCUACCUGAAUGGAGGGAUAAAUACUUGUGUUACAAGCCGUUGAAGAAGCUUAUCAAGCACAUCCCUUCUUCCACCGCCGAUAAUACACCUCCGUUACCGCCGCUGCCGCCGGCGACGGCAGCCGCGACGGAGCUACAGGAUUGGUUUAUCAGAAUUCUCAAUGAGGAACUCGACAAGUUCAACGAUUUCUACGUGGAUAAAGAAGAAGACUUCAUUAUCCGUUUCCAGGAACUGAAGGAAAGAAUUGAACGUGUGAAGGAGAAGAGCGACAAAGAUGGAGUUCUUGCAACAAACAAUGAAUUCAGUGAAGAAAUGAUGAACAUCCGUAAAGACUUUGUUUCCAUACACGGGGAGAUGGUUCUUAUUAAAAAUUAUAGCUCAUUAAAUUUGGCAGGACUUGUUAAGAUAUUGAAGAAGUAUGACAAACGAACUGGGGGAUUGUUGCGUCUUCCUUUUACACAAGUCGCACUUCAUCAGCCGAUCUUUACUACGGAACCUCUGACGAGAUUAGUCCAUGAGUGUGAGGCUAAUCUUGAGGUCCUAUUUCCUUUGGAAGCAGAAGUUGUUGAAUCAGCUGUCCCUGCAGAUGAACAGAUUGGAGCAACUACUUCUUAUGCUUCCAAUGUUCUCCCUGAUACAACAUUUCCACAGGGGGAAGAAAAUGGGGAUAUAUACCGAAGCACGCUAGCUGCAAUAAGAGCCAUUCAGGGACUAAAGAAAGCAAGCUCAACACAUAACCCGCUGUCAUUUUCAUCUAAUUCUGGGAACCAAGAUAAUGAUAGCCCAGGUGCUGUAACAGCAGAAGACUCCGAUUCUGACUCAUUGGUUGCCUCUCAGAAUGGUGAAGAGAUGAAUCGUGAAGUUUCCAGUUCACCAAAAUAGAGUUGACUGAUCUUGUUUUGUUUUGUUCAUUAUGUAGUGUAGUGCUAAAACUGUGCACUUUCUGUGUUGUGUGCUAUAGGUCUGAAUAACUGCUUACCCAAUCAAUAAUAUAAAGAAAUUAACUUUAAA